AAAUUCCUCUUGCUAGUCUUCCAUUCUAUUAAAUGCUUCGCAAACCAGAGCAAAGGAAGAGACAUGAAGAGUUGAAUUUCACUGCCUUGUUUGGAAUUGGGUGGAAAUCCUGGAGAUGGAUCUCUUAGGAGUCUGUCUUCCAAUUGGGUUAGAUGCACAGGAGCAAUGGAUCGCCCCAGCUACCUGGAAGAGGACUAUUCUAGCCUGGAUGGGCUGGACGAUGACGUGUUUCACUCUGAUGACUUUGGACUUGCAGGUCAGCCUGGUGAGAUGACUGCAACUGGCUUUUUCACACAGAACCAGUCCUACAGCUGCCUUCUGGGGAGGUUUCAACUAUUCCCCCUCACACACUGCUGUGGUCCCGGUAUCAGGCAUCCUGAGCAGCAGGACAAGGCAACUCAAACACUCAGCCCGUCCUCUUCCAGUCAGGAUGUUAUGUUGCCUUGUGGAGUCACUGAAGAGCCACGGAGACUCUUCUAUGGGAAUGCUGGUUACCGUUUACAUGUCCCUCCAGCUGGCUUUGGGUUGGAUCCACACCUCCAAGAGGAACCUCAGGAAGGUCAGCAGGAAGCACGUGCUGAGGUGCAGAUUGCACGGAAGUUGCAGUGCAUUGCCGACCAGUUCCACCGGCUCCACAUACAGAGGGUAGGGUGUCUCUGGAGGGGAAGAUGGGGAUUUACUUAUCUAGAAGACUGGCACCAGGCAUCAGCUAAGUGGGCUGUACUUCCAGGUAGCAGAAUGCCAACAGCAAUAAAAUGGCAGGAGUAUCCUGAUAGAUUUUUGCUUAUGCUAGAUUGCUGGCUCUUCCUAAAGAUUGGCAAGGUGGAGGGAAGAGAAUGUGUGGGAUUCCAUUUUCUGCCUGGGAAGGUAGCUAUUUUGUGUUAGCUGCUGCUAUUCCAGCUCUUCCAGUUCAUUAGCAGCGGGGUUUAUGAGGCUUUUCCCAGGGAUCUCCUUUCUUUCUAUUACAGCUUUUACUCUUCUUUUCCACUUUUGUCACCACCACCAUCUUCUCUUCUGUGGAAUAAGUGGCCAUCUGUGGCUUAUGUCAGCUCCUCAUCUUGGAGAUAACAAGAAGCCUGGAGUCUGUUCUGACACUCCUUGUUGUCUAAGGGUAGUUCUAUAUAAUGUUAUAAAGUAUAUUUAGAUCGUGCUAGACUUGAUAGCAGCUCCUCUGUCAGACAGUCCUAGCUAGCAUCUCAGACUUGUGAGUAACUUCCUCACAACAAAAGACAGCUGUAAGGUGCCAUCAGGUCUGAAAACCACACUCCAGAUUCUUGAUUUUGUUUCUUAAAGAAAAAAAGAAAAGAAAAAAGAAACCCUGCUAUUCAAAGAAACAAAAUAACCAUCAUCCCCAAAAUCCCUGAUUCUUUCUUCCUUGCCCUUCUUCCCCUGUUGAGUAAAUGGAAAUCUCAGCCCAUGCAGAGCUGGUCAGAGGUUCCAGAGGUUUGGCAGUAGGUAAUAGUUUGCCACUUCUAUGCAAGCCCAACAAGGAGAGUGUAUCUACUUAUAUAUGAAGAAAUUUUGCUGACUUCAGAGGGGGACAGAAAGUUUAUCUCACUCCAAGUGAGCUGCUGCUCUGUUAACUGUGGGAUCUGUUGCAGCCCUUCUCAAAGGUAAGUGAGGAUCUCUGUCCUGGCCAGAGAAUUUGGCUUGUGGCUGGGCAAAGGUUUGAUCCUCUCUGUGUCAUCUGAGACAUAAGGGAAUUCUGUGACUCAUCUCCUAAUAGCAGGAGGAUUAAAGAAACUGUAAAAGGAAUACUACUCUAUAGAAAUGUAGAUAGGGCUAUGAACGUCAUUUAGCAAACUGCAGGAAUAACGAGUUACCACGAGAUUUUUAACACGUGUUGUUUGUGGUUGAAUGGGGUUUUCCGCGGUGGCGCCUUUUCGCCAGCGAUAGCUGCAGACCCCACUCCCUCGCCAGGCUCUCACAGGAAAGGGAAGGUUUAACCAUCCCGCCGGAGGAGCCCUGCACUGAACUGGUGGAACUGGUUGUAACUUGACCCCUUUCAUCUCAGGGGAGUGUCCAUAUCUGAUGUGUGUGCCUUGGAAACGCGUCC
Messenger RNA from Manacus vitellinus (golden-collared manakin), 2056 nucleotides. RefSeq names its product Bcl2 modifying factor (gene BMF). Gene Ontology annotation, biological process: positive regulation of apoptotic process; apoptotic process; negative regulation of autophagy. The coding region runs from base 166 to 885 and encodes 239 amino acids. NCBI's taxonomy places the organism in Eukaryota, Metazoa, Chordata, Aves, Passeriformes, Pipridae. The record is from RefSeq and is a predicted model, not a curated record. Gene Ontology annotation, cellular component: myosin complex. The transcript is spliced from 3 exons.